Molecule: messenger RNA, 1615 nt
Organism: Pelagomonas calceolata
Lineage: Eukaryota; Pelagophyceae; Pelagomonadales; Pelagomonadaceae
Source: the annotation of a GenBank genome assembly
UGGCAACUUUGUGGAGCCAUUGCAGCCGCGCUGUGCACCUCACAGACGCUUGGGGAUCGAUUUCCAGCCCUGCACAUCCACCCCAGCCGGUGUGCCGAACGAUUAGGCCAGCGAGCACACAUACAGAGCAGGCUGCAGGCAGUGCAGCGCAGGCAGAGCAACCAUGCGUCGCCUAGCGCUGCUCUACGCCAUCGCCGCGACAAGCGCCUGGCAGCCGAUCCGACCAAAAGCAAUAACACGAACGAAACGCCACAUGGUCACCGUCCCCUGGCUGCCCGCGUCGAAGCCGCGACGACGACGCGAAGGCACGCUCGCAUCGGCCAUGACCAAGACGGCCAAGCGGAUAUUUCUCCCAACUACCAUAAUAAGCACGGUAGCUUAUAUAGCCUUCGCGCCUUUAGCUCAAUUCACGCACAACGUGCUCGGGAGAAAGACGGCCAUGUUAAUAGGCAAUUCCGACCUAGCCAAGACCGUGCCCGGCGUGCUAGGUCUCCUCUUCUCGGUGGUCGCAUCGAACACCUUCACCGCUCUAUAUGAACAGCAGGAGGCGGCGCACCUCGCGGUCUAUGCGGAGGUGUCCUGUGCCCGUUCUUUACUGGAGCAGCUCGUCCUGGUCCUGGGCGGGCCGGGCGAGCCGCGGUGUCGCAGCGCCCUCCGGGCCUUCCGGCGCUACGUCGGCGACCUCGAGCAGGACGUCGGCGACCCGCGGCGCGGGCCCGCCAAGAGGCUCACGAUCGGCGCGCCCGUUUGCAGCGGCGUCCUUAACUUAUCGGGUCGCGGCGUAACGUAGAUGCACACAGGUCAACACGACCCAAAUCGUUUUUCGGGAUCCCCUCGAGGAGCUGCUCUACGCGUCUUCUGUGGGCCUGCCGUCGACGCACGUCUACGAGUCCGUCAAGGACGCGCGCGCGGCGCGAGCUCGACGGUUAGGUGCCCUGCAGCGGAAGCUUCCCGGCGUCCAGUUCGCACUGUUGUACACGCUCGGGGGCGGCAUCCUCGCUUCAUUCGUCUUGGCGGUGGCGGGCUACGCGCCGGGCGUGUCCGUCGUCUUCGAGGCGCACGGGUUCGGGGCCCUGACCUUCGCGCUCGUGGCGUGUUUGCGGGUGCUCCGGGAUAUUUGGGACCCGACGUCGGGCGCCUACUCCGUGUCGGCGGUCCUCGAGACGAUGACCGAGGGCUUGGAGGACGAGUUGGACGCGCUGCUGGCCGGUUCGUCGGAGUCGGAGGGCGAGGCGGCGCUGGCGUACGGGGUGAUCUGACGGAGCCGUCGGUUCGCCGCGGGUGAUCUGACGGUGCCGUCGAGUCGCCGCGCGGGGUAAGUAGUUGUUCUAAACGCUCUCUGGCGACGACCGUACCACUGGCUACGCGUACAUAGGGCGCUGAACGGUGUAUGGACGGUUGCUGAAUUAAUUUUUGCGGGUCGGCCUCAUGGUAGCUUCAGUCAGAUUUGGGAAACAGGGCAAAAGCGCGGCCGCGGCGUCGUCAUUUUCACAUUCAAACGUCGCCUGGACGUGUCGGUUUGCAACGGGGUCGCCACGGCUUUUCUCGCUCUCGUACUGCUGGUCUCACUGUGUCAUGUAACCUUCACGCCCCGCGCGCGCCGCAGGCUAUCACG